AUGAAUAUUUGCAGCUGUUGUUCAUAUGUUGGCAGAAAAAGUAAUGGACCACAAGCGAUAAGCAUUGGAAAGAAUUGUGAUAAAUUUGGUAUUGUUGUACAUGAAUUAGGACAUGUGAUUGGUUUUUGGCAUGAGCAUACACGUCUUGAUCGUGAUCAACAUGUUGAUAUAUUUUACAAAAGCAUUCAACAAGCGCAAGAUUAUAAUUUUGAAAAAUUGAAACCUGAUGAGAUCGAUUCUCUCGGUGAGCCAUAUGAUUAUGCAUCGAUAAUGCAUUAUGCUCGUGAUACAUUUUCUCGGGCAAUGUAUUUGGAUACAAUUUUACCAAAAGGAAAAUUUGGUGAACGACCAGAGAUUGGCCAACCUUGUGGUGAAACAUUGGUGAAAGAAUUCGGUGAAUUACGUCUGGAUGGUAGUAGUACCAUAUGCCAUUGGCGUAUCAUUGCGGCAUUUGGUGAAUUUAUUGUCCUCAACGUUUCCACGCUUGAUUUACCAUCACCAAAACGUGAUUGUGCCUCAGAAAGAGAUAAUUAUUUAAUUAUUCGAGAUGGUCAUUACAUUGGUUCACCAAUUUCAGAUAAACUAUGUGGUGGUGUCAUAUCACGAACAAUCGUUUCAACUGGCAAUCGUCUUUUCAUUCAAACACAAACAUCCUAUCCACUAUUUUCCAUUUUUGCUCAUUACAUUGCUAUUUGCGGUGGACAUAUUGUUGGUGAUAUUGGUACCAUACAAAGUCCACGAUAUCCAGAAAGCUAUAAACCUGAUGAAGAAUGCAAAUGGCUUAUUACGGUUCAAGAAGGCUAUCAAAUUGCUUUAACAUUUCAUUUUUUUAGUCUUGAAACACAUCGGGAUUGUAUAUACGAUCGAUUGGAAAUAUACGAUGGUACUGUAGUGGAAUCAGCUGCAUUACUUUCGAAAUUAUGCGGUCAGAUAAUGACCAAAUCACUUGUGUCACAUUUCAAUACCGUUUUGUUACUCUUUAUUUCGGAUAGUACGGUACAAAAAGAAGGUUUUCAUAUUAGUUAUGCUAAAGAAAUAGAUGAAUGUAAAUCAGAUAAUCAUGGAUGUGAGCAUUAUUGUGUGAAUAAAAUUGGUGGUUAUGAAUGUCAAUGUAAUAUUGGAUAUUCAUUACGUACAGAUGGCAAAACAUGUCAAAGUACAUGUGGUGGUAUUAUUAAAGGAUCCAAUGGAACAUUUCAUAGUCCAAAUUAUCCACUGAAUUAUACACCACUUAAAACAUGUGUUUGGCAAAAUUGA
This is a messenger RNA of Loa loa (African eye worm), 1257 nucleotides long. RefSeq names its product bone morphogenetic protein 1b. Gene Ontology annotation, biological process: proteolysis. The record is from RefSeq and is a predicted model, not a curated record. Gene Ontology annotation, molecular function: zinc ion binding; serine-type endopeptidase activity; calcium ion binding. NCBI's taxonomy places the organism in Eukaryota, Metazoa, Nematoda, Chromadorea, Rhabditida, Onchocercidae. The transcript has 9 exons. Bases 1 to 1257 code for a protein of 418 amino acids.